AUGGUCAGGUCUCAAUCUGGGGAAGCUAGACAAUUCGGGCCAAGGUGGGUCUCGGCAACUUGUCUUGCGGGCGAAAUUGUCGAGUCCGACGGCAGAUUCAAGGCACCAAGCAUCCGAUGCACUCUAGUUCGCGUAGUCUGCAUUGAAGAAAGGCAAAGUCAACGGAAAUUCGAGGAGCUAAAUCUUCGCGGCUCCGAUAGCCCCGGUGCCGGUAGCCCCGGUGAUGCUCAUUGGUUGACACGCCGUGCUAGUCUCCGUUGUCACCUCCGCAAAAACCACCCCACACUCUCCGGCACCGAUACCCCCGGCGCUGAUGGGAGGGGAUUCACCCCAAUGCGAUGGGGUGAGGUCAUUUUGGAGGGGUAG
Molecule: messenger RNA, 366 nt
Organism: Penicillium brevicompactum
Lineage: Eukaryota; Fungi; Ascomycota; Eurotiomycetes; Eurotiales; Aspergillaceae
Exons: 1
Coding region: 1-366 (121 amino acids)
Source: RefSeq, a predicted model, not a curated record